This is a messenger RNA of Acanthaster planci (crown-of-thorns starfish), 9256 nucleotides long. Its product is annotated as IQ domain-containing protein E-like. The record is from RefSeq and is a predicted model, not a curated record. Gene Ontology annotation, molecular function: protein binding. NCBI's taxonomy places the organism in Eukaryota, Metazoa, Echinodermata, Asteroidea, Valvatida, Acanthasteridae.
AUGGUCAACAGAGGGCGCCAUUUGUCUAUGGCUUGGCCAAAUUCCAAUCAGUAACCCUGUCUUGCCUGUUCUUUGUUGCUUCGCAGUUAGUAAACAAUUCCAAUUUUCCGCGAGACUUUAGAUAAUCUGUGAGCCUGAAGUUCAGAAGUUCGUUGUUUCCAAGUCUACAACACGAAAGGCAGCAGAAGACAGACUAGUGUGAGUAAAAUGCCCACUAUUGAAGACGUUGAUCUCGAGGAAUCAUUUUAUACAGAGGAUUCCUUUUCUGAUCUUUCUGAAGAGGAACUGUGGGUAGAAUCAAGGGAAUCAGGUGUAAGCCCACUGUCAGUGCGCCCUAAGAGUGCCCCAAGGGGCACACCAAGGAAGGCAGGAUCCAAAAAACCACAAUCGCCAUACCAACAGAGGCCAUCAUCAUCAAAACACAGAGGCAAGCAUUUGACUGUAUCCUGCAGUGGUACUCAACAAUCCUCCAGGGAGUUGUGGUUGCAGAGCCUUCGCCUUGGUACAGGAAAUUUAACAGGUAGUGGUAGGAGCAGCAACUACGCUGGCCAAGCUGGAACUACCAAAGCAGGCCUUGAUAGCUGUAGUGAUUACCUGAAAGAGACUGUGUUGGGCAUGACAUCACGAAGACAUCAACGAGGCAACACAAUGGAAGAACCACUGAAUAGGAACUCCAAGGGUGUUCCCAACUACAAGCCCCAGGAGGACAUGUAUGAUGAUAUCUUGGAGCUAAAAAAGCAAAAUAACAUCUUGAGGGCAGAAAGUGAGCGGGUGAAGGCUCGGAAUCGGCGAUUGGAAGAUGAGCACCUCAAGAAAGAAAGAACAAUUGAGCAACUUUUGGAUCCAUCAAAGGGUGAUGUUAGAAUGACUUUGACAAGCAAGCAACCAGACACUGCAGCAGUAAGUACUGAAAAGACAGUCCCCAAGAUAACAGUGUUGAAAAUGAACAGCCUAAAGCAGAAAGUAGUCAAGCUGGAGAUGGUUCUGAAAGACAGGGAAGCAGAACUUAGCAACUUGAAGAGCGACUUGAAAACAACAAAGAUUGAUGAGAUGAGAGUUGGCAUGGAAGCAUUUUAUCAAGAGGUCCAGAGGUUAAGAUAUCUGCAGUCACAAGGACUCAGAGAAAAUGGCAGGUCUCCCUCGAGGACCAGCAUAGCAGAAAAAGAGCCCAGUGGCACAGCCAAACUGAAGGCUCUGAAUGCCACCAUCCUGAGAUUGACAGAGAGCAAUCAGCGACUGCAAAGUGAGAACAAACUGCUGAAGCAGGACCUGGAGAGGGCACUAGAUGAGGCCAUGUCAGACAUGGGUGAUACACCUCGGGCUAAGAAAAGAAGAGAUAGAAAGAGAGAUUAUGAAGACAUGAACAGGAAAGAGCUGCUCACUGCAAUAGUUGACUUAGAAGAUAAUGUCGCUAAACUAGAAGGGAAGACUGCUUCCACCUCCACUCGCCCCUCGGACAUACCUGAAAAAAUUGAAUUGACUGGGACCUUGGCAGACCGGCUAGACCAGUUAGACAAGCGGGAGACAGAACUCCUUGAGCAGAAGACUAAGCUUGAAAGAGACUGCAAGAGACUGAAGGAAGACAAGGCUAAUCUCAGGCAGAGAGUGGAUGAAAUGGAAGACGAGGUGCAAAUCUUGAAGAAAGAGCUUUCUGAGGUCACAGCCAGAGACAACGACCGACGCCGCUCCCUGCAGCGGCACCCUAGUUCUGAAGCAGUGCGUCGCUCGAGCAGUGCACGUUCCCUGAAGCAACAGCAGCAAGAGGAAGAAUGGCUGAAGGAACGGGACCGCAAAGUUGAAGAGUUCCGCAAGAACCGCUCAGCUCGUAACAUCCAGAAGAACUGGAAAAUGCAUCACAAGAAGGCUUUGGAAGAGCAGGAAGUGGAUGAUGCUGCUGUGAUGAUCCAGUCUGCCAUGCGAGGCCACAUGAGCCGAAAGGAGCAUAUGAAGCAGCAAGAUGCAAACAGUCGCCGUAAUGACUGGAGUGUGUACAGCGAUGAGGAGGAUGAUAGCGAGAUGGAUGAAGCAGCAUUAACCAUCCAAUCAGCUAUCCGGGGUCACAUGUCCCGCAGGGACUAUAUGAAGAAAACGAGUGAAGAUAAUUCGCUGUCUGGAAAAGAAGGGCGUAAGUCAUCCAGGUCACAUUCGGGGUCACAACACAGCAGAAACAACGGCAAUACCUCUUCAAGGGCAGGGUCAGAGAUAGAGGAGGACAUAGUAGAUUCAGAUGAUGACAGCAUCGUGGUUGGGGGCAGCACUGCCAACCUCAGGAUGCCAACUAAUCAGGGCUCAAGACCUACAUCAGCUCGGAAAGAUCGAGAGAGUCCAGUAAUGGCACGUGGCAGUCAUACUACACCACGGAGUAGCCGAGCUGGCAGUCGAUCCAGCACACCAAGGAUUGCUCGCAGUGUCACAGAUGAUGAUGAUGAUUUUGUCAUGGGUGGUAAAUAAGAGACAUAGUAGAGUAUGUAUUUUAAAGUGUACUCUGAGAUUACCAGUUGACUGACUGUGUAUAGUUGACUUUGAUAUGGGGUACAAUGUUUUUGGACCCUUAGACAAACCAUGGCUGCUGGGGGAGGGGGCUGACAUAUCAUUGAACCUUAGACAAACCCAAGGGUGCGAGGUGUCCCUAGAGGUGUUCAAACAUCAUGGCCUACAUUGCAGCAGUCAAUAAUUGUUAUACCUGUCUAGAAUACUUUUCCUCACCCGUAUGUCUCAAAUUGAAUUGAAAUGACAAGUGUCACAGUUGUUUGAGGCAUGCGGACUUGGUGCAUCGCCAUAUCAAUUUUGAUGUGUUGGUUGCAUGUGUCCUGCUCAAAAGCAAUAUCUUUACAUUUGAAAAACUUUUUUUUUAGGAAAAUUACCUGUUUCUUAAUGCUCAUCAGACAUUAUUCAGAACUUGAACAAAGAAUCAAUCAACAGUUUAGUAUAUCAAAAUGUCACUUGACUACUCCAACAAGAGUUUAUUGUCGUCAAUCGUACCAUGAAUUUUUUAAAGAGCAGAGUUCUCAUUGAAUCAGGCAUGCAACUUUCCCUCAGAUCGGCGGAUUUCCUUGUUUUUUUACUUCAAACUCAUGCCAUUGAAUGUUGAAAAACACUGUAUAAAGUCUGGUAAAGACGGAAAUGUCCUCAUUUUUUGGCAUUUUAUGAAAAGGGCAUUCAUUUUGGUUUGAUUUUUGGGCUUUUUUGCAAUUCUGUGAAAGAGGCAUUACUUCCUUUGGGGCUGAUACAUCAUCAGACCGGAAGUUAUGUUAAAAAGUCUUUAUUUUUCAAAAUUUCCUAAAAAAAAUCAACCGUGAGAGCUAACAGCGUGAAAUGUCCAUUAGAUAGCAGAUUAGAGUCCAUUACACGAAGUGCAUAACUGGUCAACUUGUUGACACAAAUGAAGCGUUGAUGACAAAACACGCAAUAUUUGCGUACCAAAAUCCCAUUUUUACAUAUACUCUGUGUAGUGGCUUUUAUGCAGUGGAACCCUUACAUCUGCUUAUAACAAAGACAUUGCACAGUGCAUAUACAUACUCCGGGCAGUGGCUGGCUCCUUGCCAAACUGUGCGCUGCUGUCAGAUCACUUUGUGUGUAUACAACGCCCAAAGACAAAAAUGUUUUAAAUCUGAUAAAACUUAUUCUGUGCUAUUUCUUAAUGAACACAGUGUGACUUGUAUUGUACAUAUCCCAUUGGGUUAAAAUCCUUGCAGGUUGCUUGGAAGGAAUGUGUUAUACUCAUUCAUGAACCUUAAGUACACAAUCAUGAUGUGAAGAGGUGACAAAUAACGUGACAUUCAAGGUGCACUCUUCAAAGCGUUAUAUCACAUGAACUACAUGUCUGAUUGGAUUCAAACCUUCCAGACAUCUUAGAAGGGGAGUACUUUAGACAAAAAUUCACCUCAUGUGAUGAUGACGUCAUCAGGGCACAAGUCAGGUGACAUUAAAGGUGCACUCUUUACAGCCCGAAAUCUCCUGAAGUACAUGUCCCAUUGGUUUGAAACUUCACAGAUAACUAGAAAGGGAAGUGCUAUAGACAGAUAUUGAAAUGAUGUGAUGAUGACAUAAUCAGGAGACAAGUCAAGGAUAUUAAAGGUGCACUCUUUAUAGCCCUCUAUCUCCUGAAGUACACGUCCCAUCGGGUUGAAACUUUGCAAGUAACUACAAAAGGAAGUUUGAUUGACGAAAAUUGACCUGAUGUGAUGACGUAGUUGUUCAAAUUUACAAAAGAAUGCGAAAAAGCCCUCUGUUCUGUUGGCAAACAGACAGAUAAGCUCUAGUUUCUUCCUCAUCUGACCAAAGCCCCAUUCAAUUUGUGCACGAUUUUUCUACCCAUGCCUUUGGUCCCUUUGCAAAUUUGGAUCGUCAUCGAACUUUGACCAGUGACGAACCUCAGUGCAAAGAUGUGCAUAGAACAAUAACAUCAUGAUGACGUCAUCAAGGGAUUUUUUAUUGAUAUAUUAAUAUAUUUUUUCAGCCCAUUGAUGUUGUACACGUCUUCAAGACACAAUAUUGAUAACUUGGUAAUGGUUGAUCAUCAUCUAAGUUACACCAAGCACAGACCUUAAAGCAAGCAUAGGCCGUGUCCAAAACGGGCUUCCAGAGCUACGGCUAGGUCUAUUGUCUCUGUGUUCCCACAUAUUUCCAUUGGAGAGAAGACUUGGACCUAGCUCUAGACGAGAUUUGGAUGCUGCCAUGGUACAAAAAUAAUGACGUUGUGAUGACAUCAUCAAGUGAAUUAUUAGCGAAUUUUGAACAUUUAAAUAUUAUGUUACAUUUUUUAAAAUCCAUAUGAAAUCAACCAUAGCCUCCCACAACAUUCUGUUUGCCGCAAGUGACAGCGUAAAAUUUGCUCUUCUAUUUAUCUUGUGUGGGUCAAAUCAUGUGACAUUUCCAUCUGGUCGAAACCAGAAGUGGGCGUAUUGUUUGAAAGUGGUAAUAGGUAUCAACUUGUUUUCAACGGUGUUAGUUGGUGGGGGUAUAGUAUUCUUCAAAACAUCCACAAAUGACUUCACAGAAUUGUUUAAUGCCCUCUAGCGACAGGUUGAAAAUUCUGAAAAAUGAACUUUGAAUAGAUGUCUGUGGCAAAGCUAGUUGGGAUCAGCUGAAAAUUGAUGUAUAUAAUGAUCUUUUCCCAGUGAAUACAUGUGUGAAAGUUGGGGCCGAUGACGUCAUCAGAAGUUAUAAAGUCUUUUUAUUCUUCAAAAUUCCCUAAAAAAUCAACCGUAAAAGGUAGAAGUGUUAAUUGCCAUUAAUAUGAUAGCUUAAACAUUAAAGUCUAUUGCAGUAGGUGCAUAACUGGUCUACUUGUUCACACAGAUGAAGCGCCGACAACAAAAAUGUAUUUCGCUAUAUUUUCAUACUCGAAAAUCCAAUUUGUACAUAUACACUGUGUUACAAUGUUACAUUAAAUGUGCACUCUUGGAAUCACUAUCUCUCCUGAAGUGCAUGUCUUUUGGUUAAAACCUGUACAUGUAAGUAUAUGAAUCUCGAUAUUUUAAAGCAGUUAGUGAUAUGCCAACAAGGCACUUUUCUUCAGAACAACAAAAGGCGAAAAAACCCAUGUGAAGAAAAAAGAUCCUUGUGACAGACACACAACCUCUAGUUUUUUCCUAUUUUGUUUUUUAAAUCAAAGUUGCAUGCCUGUUCAAUAGGCUGGUUGGCAGUCCCCAAAUUAUGUUUUAGACUGUGGGUUGGGGAAUCAUCUGAUUUCUCGAUAUGGUGUGAUGGCCAACAGUGAGGAUGACAUGUUUUGUUGCCCAGUCAUGAGAUCAAACUGGGCCAAUGAAAAUUAAGUAUUAAAGACAGAUGUAUAAGAAGACGAAAUUGGUUGUAAGUCAAGUUCUUUGACCCGUAUGUACAACAGCCAACACAUUUACAAACAUCAAUAAAAGUGUUCAUAAGCUGACGCUGACACUUCUGUCACAAAAUGGUACAGCAUACAGUACAUGCUGUUACUUAGGAAAUAGUUUUGACAGAAUAAAGAGAUUUUGUUGUUUCUCAGGCCUUAUUAUUUUUAGAAUAUUUAGGAAUAUUGAGUUUUUAUAUAAAUCCGGGAGACAAUUGUUUUGGAACUUUGGUUAAGACCCAAUGGGAGGUGCUUGAUAAAACAACACUUGUUGAACUGUAUAAAAGAGUGGUGUCAUGAGGAAUCAAGAUUGUGUGUUUGGUUGUAAAUCCUUGAUCUCUUGAUUAACAAUAGAAAAGAGCCACAACUACAUUCAUACAUGGAACAGAGCUUUGCCCUCUGCGUUGGCUUCGUUCAAUUGAAGUUUGAUAAAAGAUUUUCUGCUGAGCAUAAAAGGGUUUAUUUUGCCGAUUUAGGUUUUUUAAAACAUUUGUGAUGUGUGUAGGUAACAUCCGAGUCUCUUCCAUUAGGCAACAGACCCAUGGCUCCAAAACAGUUUGAUAUGUGUGAGCAUGGAUAUUUUAGGUGACCCCAUGCACUAGCAAAUAAAAAAGGAUGAAGUCAUUUUAAGCUGAAAUCUGCUAAAAGUUGAUUGGUCAGUCGUCAGCUGAUUGUACUUAUAGUGAGACAACCAAAUCAACUGACCAGUUUGAGGCAGUCUACACAGAAAUUGUGUCUAGGAGUGUUUCAUGUAGGCCCAACCAAUCUGCAUGUAUAUUGUUGAUGUGCCCCAACAUGGUGCAGCCCCUAUUGUGGUGCACUUUCAUUUUUCACUUCUUGUGUGAGCAAUAUUUUAGCUCAAAUUUCACUAUUAGUGAAACUUCAUUAAAGUCCUAAUAUUCUGAUUCAUACAUAUCAAUUUUACGUGCUACAAAGUUUGGAUGAAAUUUUAUUUUUGCCCGAUUUUCAGAUUUUUCUGAGUGGCGAAAUGAACUCUUUUAAAAUGUGCCCCAAAGUAGGGAAAGAAUUUUCUGACAAACUUGAUGGGUGUUUGGGUGGAAUAAUGAUGGUUUACAAGAAUUUAUAAAUUUCAAAAAAUUUUGAAAACGUUUUUGUUGGAUUUUCUGAGAUUUUUUAAGUGUGCCAUGUUAGGGAACACUCAACUGAAUUCAAGCCAAAUUUCUGGAUGUUGAUAGUUUUAGAUUUCAAAUGAAAUUUCAUGACACUGAAAUCGUUCACGGAGUUUCAACACCAUGCAUUAUGGAGGUAUAAGAGUACCAGUUUUGAAUCAAAUGAGUUUGGAGUUUUUCAAGAAAGAAGUUUGUGAGGAAAGUCAAAUGAACGUAAACUGCCAUGUACGAUGGUCAAGUACCUGAGGGUAAAGUACAUGUAUUCGAAAAUCCAAGUAAAAAUAAUGGGGUAUGAGCCAGGUACAAUUAAUUUUUGUGUACUGAUAAUCAAGUACACGCUGAGUGCUCAGGUGUACUCAAGUACGAGUAUUCCAUCACUGGGGCCAGGGCCAUGAGGUUGUGUGAUAUUUUUGCUUGUUCACAUUUUGAUAUUCUUUGCAAGAAAAGAUACCUCAACUUAUUCUCAGCCGAGCUUGUUAAAAUAUCAUUCUGUCCGUUGGUAAAUCCAAUUUGAUCAACUAGUGAACUCUAAAAGGUAUUAUUAUAGUAACCGUUUGAACAAUACUUAUUUGUAUAUUUCAGCAAUAAUUAUGUGUGAAUGUGGUGUUAUAGCUAGGGAGAAUUCAAAAUGGAUUAUGGCUAGAAUCAAAAGUCUGAUUACAAAUGUGCCUUCAAAUUGUAAAUACUAGAAUUCCAUGGUGUUGAUUUUGACAUAAGUAUUGAAUAAAGCAAACAGUGUAUCGUGUGUGGUUACUUGGAAUUUUCCCCCACCCCUGGCAAAUUAAUGUAGUCUCUAGAUUUUUUUCUCCAAUGUUGUACAUUAAACAUUGUUGUCUUCAUUGGUUUACUUUAUUUUACAAACACACCACCCUGUCUUUUGCAUCAUCCAUGCCAUGUAAUAUAAAAAGAAAUACCUUGGUUCGUUUUUGUCUUUCCAGCAGCCUUCUUGCACUGCAGUUUAGGGUUAUGGCCAACUCUAUAGAGUUAUUCACAAGUACUUAUUCAUGUCCCAGUGAACAUGUAUACAUGCUUUGAGUUUCCAUUUGUGCUUUCAAUCACAACCAGCUUCAGUAUGUUCAGGAUACAUUGUAUCUACAUGUUUGUGUAUCCAAUCAGUGCACACAAAACACAACAGGAAAAUAUCAAACUUGAGCAAUGUAAGAAUACUGUCAAAUGAAUCAGCUUAAGUGAUUUUGCUGGUUCAUCAUGACAGUCAUCUCAAAGGUAGUUCUGACAUUAGUCUGUAUCAAUCAUAAUGUGCAGUGUAUGCUUCAUCUUGUAAAGAGGAGUGUUGAAUGCCAGAGUUGCUGAGCAGUGUGUAUAGUUUUUGCAGAAGAUUUUGACACCUUUGUACUGUUCAGGUUUAGUAAUGUUACGCAACUAAAUGCAAAAACUUAUAAAUUUACAGCUUUUGUAGUAUCUACUUUAUUUGGUUCAAGGCCUUUUUGUUUUGUUUUUGAUGUGCAAUCUUUAGCUGGAAAAUCAUCUGCCAAAAAGGGUUGCUAUUAUUGCUAUCACAAUCAGUAAUGCCCUGUUUCGUUAGAUGAGCUGCAGGAAGGUAAUUGCAUACCAAAAAUUACAAUACUGUAAUCAUGGACUAAGUACAGUGUACUGUAGGAUCUGUAUGCUUGUCACAAAGUCGGAUGAUGGUACACAGUAGGUGGCUUUUUAUAUCCCUCUCACUACAUUAGACGAAGAAUUUAUAGCUGUGGAAACUGAUGUGUUAACCUUUCAUUGGUCUUUAUAUUGCUUGGCAUCCAUUCUGCCUGUAUGUGGGCCUUGAUAAGUUACUGCCAAUGUCACCACAUUGUAAACAUGUGCAUGUGGGCAUCCAACACAGCUGCUCACCACUCACGGUGCACAAGAUUUUGAUUGUAUUAGGUUUUUGAUAAUGACAAAUAGAGUCCUUUGAAAGCAGGGCUUAAAGAUGUUUAAAAUUUCAGUUUUUUUAAGUGGUAAGCACAUUCACGUUAACAGUGUGAUGACAUGUUGCAGUGAUUUAUCAGAGCCCACAUACAUGUACAUUUCCAGAGCUUGGGGUAUUAAAAAUGUGGCCAUCCAAUGAAAGGUGGCCAAGUCCAGUUUUAAACAGAGAAGUCAGUACAUUGUACUACUCAAACCACUAACAUUGAAGCUUAAAAUCCUUCUGUUUGAAAUGCCACAUGCAAAAAGAGCAAAACUUGGCUUUUCUUUCUAUAGGAAAAGAAUAUGCAAGAAAUAUGGGUGGUGUCGUUCUAAUUUCUUUGUUUCAUUUUGCAAGAAUGGAAUAAAAAUGUGUAACCAGGUCAAGUUCUCA